CCUUUUAUAAUCAUCGUAUACGUCGAAAAUUUCUUUUUGAGUACCAUCAUUUAGAAGACUUUCCUUUGUAGUGAAAUACUGAAAUCUCUUAGUAUAUAUCAUUCGUAAAGUCCUCCAUAAAUUUUAUCUAUAGAAGAGACGCGUCUAGACGUGUCAGAAAUAGCUCGGUGCAGCUGCGCGUUUCUCUGGGGAAAAGAUAAAUAAACGCAUCGAGACGCGUUUAGAAAAAGUACAUCUUAACGCGUCUAAUGUUUUUCCUAUAAGAAAACGCGCCAGGACGCACCAGAUUUGGUCACGUAUAGACGCAUUUUGUUUCAGAAAGAGACGAAACAUUUUCAGACGCGCUUAAACGCGUGUGAAAACUGUUCAUCGAAAAAGACGCGUUAGAACGCGUCUUUUCGAAAUCAAACGCGUUCCUUCAGACGCAUUCGACGGACAUGGGUAGUUUUGUCACAUGUACAAUUUUGUCUUGAUGUCGAAACCGGUCCAAAUAAUUAAAUAAACUUGUAAAUGAAUCAUAGGACGAGUAACAUAUUGAAAACUUAAAGUUCAAUGAUCUUUCUUGAACGGUAUCAAUCAUUUCUACUGUAAAAGGUAUAAACAAUAAGGAUAUUUAUAUGGUAAAUAACCGACUUUAAUGAACUAUGCACUUUGCCUUCUUAGAUGUAUCAGCCAUAUCGUAUACCCAUUAAUGCAGAUUCAAAAAGUAUCUAUUUCCCUGAACAAGGGUCUAGAAUGCUCAGAACUAAUGCAUGGUCAUCAAAGAAAGAUUUAUCAGCGGACGGACAGCUCAGCUCUUUCUUCAGGUUAUUUUCACUUCAACUGGUGCUUUUUCUCUGGCAUGUUGUAACUUAUUUACUUUAGAGCACCAAAAUUUAAAUAUCUCAUGAUCGGAUGGAUUAUUGGACUCUCAUGCUGUCUUUUAGCAUUAAUUCCCAUUCUAGCUAUUUGGUUAACACAGAGUAAGUGACCACCGAUCAUAAUCAGUGCAUAGGAAUGCAGUAGUUACAUCAGGCAAUUUUUUACAUAUAAAUCGAAUCUUUUUCCUAGUGUCGUGUGUAUCACGACCUAAUUUGCUUAAUUAAUACUCAAUCAUAUUCGUCUUUUUGAUUAGAAAAUACAUCAAACAAUGAUACAAUGGUAAGUUAAACUAUUUAUUAUGAAUAACUUCUUAAUACAAAGAGCCGUCAUAAAUGCCUCUCAAUUAUACUAUGCGACAAGCAAAAUAUUUCUCUUGUCAUAUUCUGGAAUCAUUUCAGGAUGGACAAACAACAUCAUCAAUGUCAAUCAUUAGUUUAACAUCGAAUGUAACAGAUUGUGGUAUAAAUUAUUGUCAAGAAGAUAUUUAUUUGACGAACAAUGUAACACUUACGUCAUUAACAAUCACGUUCACAGUACAGAAAACGGUCAGUGCAACAUAUAAUAACUAUUUCACAACGUAUACUUCUUCAUCCAUAAAUAAAACCUACAUCGACAAUGGUAAGCAAAUUAUAUAUACAUUUAUACUUAUCACCGGUCAAGUAAUUACACCAAGCGACAGUAAACAAUCCGAAGUUCAGUUUCUGUUGAACGGUGUAAAUCAACCAACAAGUGGUGAUACAUACUCUGUCACAGCCAUAGGAAAUGUAACAUCACCGACAAUUGAUGAUGGAAUCUGUACGAAUGGAAAAUGGAACACGAACGGUAUUACUAAAGCCGGAAGCAAUCGGUCGGGUUCUUCAUUGAAUCAAUUCUAUUUUCCAUCAACGUUUUUUAUGGACAAUGAUUCAAGUAUCUAUGUUGCGGAUACAUUCAAUCAUCGAAUAGUCAAAUGGAUGCUUGAUGAUUCAGCUAGUCAGACAAUCAUUGUCGGUAUGAAAGGAAGUGGCAAUCAUACCGAUCAACUCAGUUAUGUUCAUCGUGUUGUCAUCGACAAACAAGGUACCAUGUAUAUUUGUGAUCGUGGUAACAGACGUGUACUACGAUGGUUUAAGAAUGAAAAUUAUGGUGAAACAAUUCUUUCGAAUGUUUCAUGUUGGGGAAUGGCAUUGGAUAACGAUGGAUUAUUGUAUAUUGUGGAUCCCAGUGAGAAUUCUCAUAUUUUAAAAUGGCCUGAAGGUAAGAUAGUCGCUGGUGGUAAUGGACAAGGAAAAGCUUUGAAUCAACUUCUGUAUCCCUAUGAAAUAUUUAUCGAUCGACAUAAAUCAAUAUUCAUCGCCGAUGGAGGCAAUCAUCGAAUAGUCAAAUGGCCGAUUGGUGCUACCGAAGGUAUUCUUGUUGCUGGAGGCAAUGGAAUGGGUAAAGAUCUCCAUCAGUUACAUCAGCCCAUGGGAGUAUUAGUCGAUCAGAUGGAAACAGUGUACAUCGCUGAAUAUGGCAAUCAUCGAAUAACGCGUUGGUUCAAAAAUAGUAAAUCGGGUGAUAUCAUAGUCGGUAAACGAGGUGAAGGCCAUGCAUCUGAUCAAUUACGAAAUCCGACCGAUUUGACAUUCGAUCGACAUGGAAAUUUAUGGGUAGCCGAUUAUUUCAAUCAUCGUAUACAGAUGUUUGAAUUCGAUAAGAGUUCAUGUAGUUCGAGCAAAUUUUGA
Didymodactylos carnosus is the source of this 2567-nucleotide messenger RNA. The record is from the annotation of a GenBank genome assembly. NCBI's taxonomy places the organism in Eukaryota, Metazoa, Rotifera, Eurotatoria, Philodinida, Philodinidae.